Molecule: messenger RNA, 3606 nt
Organism: Adineta steineri
Lineage: Eukaryota; Metazoa; Rotifera; Eurotatoria; Adinetida; Adinetidae
Source: the annotation of a GenBank genome assembly
AUGGCAUCUUUGUGUACGAUUUUCAGUUGGUCACCUAGUACACUUGAUUCAUUAGGACCUACAUUAAUUGUAGCUAGCAUUGCUGUUGGUACUCAUAGUCUUUUUUGGAUUCAAUUUAUCGUAUGUUCAACAUUACGACAACGAAAUAUGAUGUGGCUCUAUGCUUAUUUAGUUACGGAUGGUCUUCUUAUUGCACGAUUCUUUAUUUUCUAUGCUAUACGUCUAGUAUCUAUUUGUUUAUAUCCAACAGCUCGAGAUGUUUUAUGUUAUUUUGAAGCAUCAUCAAAGUUCUAUAUUAAUACAGUACAAACUUAUCUUUUAUUAGCAUUUAAUAUUUGCCGAUAUUUACAAAUAGUUUCUAAUAAAAAUAUUUAUAUAAAACGACCUCGCUUAAUUAUUUUCAUACAUUUUCUAAUUUAUAUAUUACCAGCAAUUAAUGUUAUUGUACAAUUUGUUGCUCAACUAUCACAAAUAUAUCGUCGACGAGGUGGAUCUUGCGAUAUAGUAUAUGUAUCAACAAUAGUACAAGUAUUUAAUGUAUUUGUAAUUUAUAUUAUACCUAUAUUUUCAAAUAUUUUUAUUCUUGGACUUGGCAUACAUUAUGUUAGUUCAGUACGAGGUAUUUCUAAUGAACAAAUUAUUGGUAUUCGUCGUAAACGUCAACGAAUACUUUUAUUACAAACAAUAAUAUUUUAUUCGAUUUGGCUUGUUUUAUGGAGUCCAGAUGUACUAGCUGGGCAAUUUACUAAUGCUAAUAGUGAUCCAGCAAUUUUUACAUCUUUAUUAAGUAUCAUUGAAAUCGCUUUAGAUCCAGCUAUCAUCGUUGAUGUUUGUUCGGCAUGGUCCGAGAAUUGGAGAAAUUCAGCUGAAUUAAACAGUCUUGUUUAUACAAAUGUUAAACCAAUGGGUGGUGCAAAUGCUGGAAAAUAUUCUAAAAUUAAAGUUAAUAGUUGGGAAGCAUGUGUCACUCAAUGUUGUGAAUUUCAUCGGUGUAAUAUUGCUUUUUGGAUAUCAUCAGUAUGUGUUCAUAUUGAAUGUGUAUCCGAUGAAUUAUGUGAACCAAUCAAUAGUGAUGCUAGUGAUAUUAAUGAUGAAACAUUCUAUGUCAAAAUUCGUUCGAUUGAAUCAACAGCAGCUGCUAUUGAUUAUGAAGAUCCAGGACGUGAUGAAUGUAAUGAAACAAAAUUAUGUGCAAUCAAUGAACAGUGUGAACAAAUAGCAAUCAAUGCUCAAUUAAAACGUAAUGUAUGUUUAUGUGAUCGUAAGAAUGGUUAUCGUCGUAUCAAUGGUGUUUGUCGUCAAUAUUUACUCCAUGCAAAACCUUGUGCAAUAUAUGAAAGUAACGAUGAUGAAGAAGAUAAUCUCGAUAGUAAUAUUAAUCAUGGAAAAUGCAAUAAAAAUGAAGAAUGUUUACCACCCAAUGAUCGUGCUAAACAUGGUUAUUGUCAAUGUAAAUUAGGUUUUCUUCGAACAACAGAUACUGGAAAAUGUGUGAUGGAUGAUAAUCAAGAAAUUCUAUUAAAAACUUCAACAAUAGCAAUGAAAACAACUUCAAUUUCAUCAUCAUUAUUUGAUCUUGAAGUCAAUGCUGGUGAUGAUCAAAUAAUAACAUUACCUAAAAAUCAAAUUGAUUUAUAUGGACAUAUUCUUUAUAAAUCAAAUAAAAGUGAAAUAGAUAUGUCAAUAUUAAAUAAUAAAAAUUUGACUUUAUUUUGGAUACUUAAAUCAUCAACAAAUGGAGCGAAAAUUAAUAUAUCGAAUCACGAAGAUUUAACAUCACAUACUGUUAUUAAACAAGUACGAGAAGGAAUAUAUGAAUUUGAAUUAAAAUUAAAUAAUAAAGAAGGAAAUACAUUAGCAUCCGAUAUUGUUAAAGUCGAAGUUCGCCCAGCUACAACAACACCACCGCCUCUUGUCGUCAAAGUACCUUCGCCAUUAACAAUUCGUUUACCUCAACAAAUAACGAAACUUGAAGCACAUGUUGAACCAUCUGAUCGUCGUGUUACUUAUCAAUGGACAUAUAUGAACGAUGGUCCUACUACACCAUUACUUGACAAUGUUGAUACAUCGGAAUUAUCAGUAUCAAAUCUUCGUCCAGGUAGUUAUUCAUUUCAAUUACGUGUUGUUGAUAAUCUUGGUAAUGAACAAAUCAAAACUAUUCAACUAGUUGUUACUGGUGAGCCAAUCGAAGCUCGAGUAAGCACUCAACGUGAAGUUGUAUUUUGGCCAUCAGAUGAUGUUAUCCUUGAUGGUACAUCCAGUAUUAUUGAACAACAAACAAAAAUAGUUUGGACAUUAUUAUCAAAUGAUAAUAAACAACCUAUAAAUGAAAUUGAAGUUGUCUCUCCACAUUCACUUAAAACAAGAAUAUCAAAUCUUCAUCAUAUGUUUCAAAAAAAAGAUAUUCUUGUUAUUGUCUAUGCACAAGAUGGUCAACCACCAAAAAUUUCAAUUAAUUCAGAAACACCAAAUGUUAAUAUUAUCAAUAAUCUUCUUAUUCUCAACGCAUCAACAACAACUGCUGAUUAUGGUAUUGCAAAAUGGCAAUGGAAAAAAAGUCCAUUAAGUCCAGCUACUGGAUAUUUUAUAAAUAAUUCCGAUUCAUCAUCGAUCGCUUAUAUAACAAAUUUAAUCGAAGGACAAUAUAUAUUUAAUCUUUAUGUGUAUGAUGAUCGACAUCAAAUGAGUGAAAGUAAUAUAACUAUUCAUGUUGAUGGUAUACCGGAUGCUGGAAAUUUAAUUGAAAUUAUUUUCUCCGCAAGACCAUAUUUAUAUGAACAAACACUUGAUAAUCUUUUAGCACAAAUACGUGUUUUUCUUAUUGAUAUAAUACCUAAUAUUGAUAUAAUUAUGGUUGGAAUGUUGGACAACAAUAUUUUAUUACUAAAAGGAAUAGAUUCAAAAACUGAUAUGAUUAUUUCACCAAAAAUACUUGCAAUUCAUUUACAAAAGAAAAUUAAAUCAUUACGUUCAGCUUCAAAUAUGAAUAUUUUAUCAAUUGAUACUCAUUUAUGUUUAUCGAAUUGUUCAAAUCAUGGAAAAUGUGAUCAGAAAACAAAACGUUGUAUUUGUAAUAGAUAUUAUAUGGAAAAUUGGUUGAAAUCAUUUAUGCAUAAAGAACCAAAUUGUGAUUUUGCAAUUCAUUAUUUUGUUUUACUGACAAUUCUUGGUUCAAUAUUCACAAUAGUAUUUUGUUGGUUAUGUUUAUGUUGUUGUUUACGUUGGAGACGUCGUCGUAAUUUAUUAGAACGUCGUAAACGUAUUCGUUAUCAAUUAUUACAUGAAAAUGAUGAUGAUGAUAAUGAGGAUGAUAAUGGUAAAUAUAGUCCGCAUAGUCCAAAAGAAAAAAGUAAAAGUAAAUUUCGUUUAUUAAGAAAAAAUAAACCAAAAACUUCUAAUGUAAUCAUCUCUGAAUCUGAUAUGUCGGAUGAACAUGGUGAACAAACACUUUAUGAUAAGCCACUUCUCACAGCUAAAUUACAAAUGGGUUCACCAAAUACAAUAAAAAAUCGUGGAUUAAAAGUUCCUGUACAAGAUAGUAAUGGUAGUCCGAUGUUACGCAAAGAUGGUCAGUCACCACCAACAACUGACAAUAAUGUUGCUUAA